This is a messenger RNA of Phyllotreta striolata, 1684 nucleotides long. NCBI's taxonomy places the organism in Eukaryota, Metazoa, Arthropoda, Insecta, Coleoptera, Chrysomelidae. The record is from the annotation of a GenBank genome assembly.
CAAAAUUAGUAUUAAAACAUGUCCGGUUGUGAAGAUAAUGCAUCCGAGCAUACCUAUUGCUCGUUGAUAGAACGUAGAAAAUCCCUUAAAAACGAUUGUUCGAAUAUUAAAAGAAAAAGAUCAAGUAUCGAGAGCUUAGAAGAUGUUUGGAAGAAAAUUAAAGAACAAAUUGAACAGUCAGAGAUAACGAACGGUUCUGAUAUUUUAGAGCAUAUGAAUCUAAUACAUACAUUGAAAGUGAAUAAAAAGCAGGAAAGUAUGAGAAAAAAGAUAUACUCGUAUUUAAGUAAUUUAUUAUUGCAAGCCACAUCAGUGAACAAUCGUCCAUGCGAAUCCUCAAAUAUUCAACACGAUACCAUUAAUGAGCGGAACGAUUGUAUGAAUUCGCUAAUAACACAUUCAGAAGUCACCAACGAGACAUUUUGUAACGAGAAUAAUCCGGUCGAAAUUAUCGAUUUGUCGAUUCCCAAUUCUUACAUUUCUCAAGCCGAAAAUGUAAAUAUGCUAUUUCCAACGACUCCUGCAAACAGUAACUUCGUCUCUUUCAAAACCGAUAUGUUGUCAAAUCAGUACUACGUCACAAACUCGAACCAGUCCAGUACCAAAUACAUCGUGCUGGAUAUUAACAAUUUAAGUCCAGACUUGUUUUUAACCCAAGAAGCCAAUCUGAAAUUAUCUAAUUUAGAAUUUCCUUUAACUGAAGAACCGAGCGUACCCCACGCUAUCGAAGAAAUGGAUAAUUUAAACAAACAGAUAAAUUACAACAAUGAUUCGGAACAAAUAUUUGCUGAUGAUACUCAAAGAAUUCAAUCUAUCGAAAGGCCAUCAACUUUAUUUCAUACCGCUGAAGAACCGGAUAAUUCAAAUAACCAAGCUAUUAUUAGCUAUCAAAACCACAAUGUACAUAUUAUUAAUGAAGAAGCUGUUAACAGUUCUCAAGAACUCCCAAUUAUCCAAGGAACAACAACAUUCUUUCAAACUAUCAAAGAAAAGAAUGAUACAGAUUUUAAAAAAGAAUCUGACAAACCAUUGAUUCUUAGUUCACAAAUUAUCCCAAAUAUGAAUCUAAAACCAACCUCCACUAGUACCAUGGAAGUCCUGAAUAUCGUAAAUAACCAGAUGAAUUCAAACCUCAGCAAACGAGAAGAGGAUUUUGUUAACAACACUAAAAAAUUCCUAAACAUCCUGCAAGUGCCGAGUAACGUUUUGAAAGACAUCACUCGCAUCAAAAUGAACCAGAAAUGCGGGAGGCUGCCUCUAUCGCUCAUGCAGGAAUAUUACAAUCAAAAAAUCGAUAACAUGGUCUACAACGCCAGUUUGAAUUUGCAAACAUGGAACGAGCUUAGUACGGGGAUCAAAGAAUUGAACAUCUUGAGCAAAGAAACUUGGAGUUACAUGCACCGCAGUUUGGAGGAAGCAAAGGAUAACGAUCCAAUCGACGAGGCGAUGAUAUUUAAACAGAUAGAAGAAGAAGUGAUAAGUCAUUUGGAUCCCAGCGAUCUCGAGGAGUUUGAUUUGAAACUCAUGUUCCAAUCGAAUUUUCAAAAACUCCAGCGAUUCACGAGACCCAAAUGUCCUAAAUCUUCGUUAAUAUCCCAAGAGGAGAGCCAAGACGAUCCAGAUGUUUUAAGACAUUUGUACUGGAAUGAUUUGUAACAUUUCAUGUAGGGAAUUUCAUUAAGUU